AUGGGAGCUGAUGGAUCAAGACUUUCAUUUCAGCAAAAACAAGAACAAACGGAAUCACUCAUGCAACAGAAUGUCGAAAUAGCAGAACAUUUGUCGAAACAACACGCUGCACAUAAAAAGAAACCUGAUACAGUGCUCAAUGAGGUCGGCAAGAAUAUGUUUGCACAUGUGAAAUUAAUAAAUAAUGGUGCAAAUGCUCCAAAUCAAAUGGAAAAAAUCGAAAUCGAAGGUGUAACAUAUGAGAUCUUUGACUUCAUUAGUAAAGGUGGAUUCGGUCAGGUCUACAAGGCUCGAGCUGGCAAUAAUAAUCGUAUUGUAGCAAUUAAAAUCAUGAAAAAUACGCCAGAUAUGCGAGAGGAAGUUCAAAAUGAAAUUCGUUUCUUAAGUUUAACAAAAACGAUAUUACUUGACAAUCAUCCAAAAGAUCCUGUAGAACGUUCGAGCGCUAAGGCAACACUCAUGCAGAUGAAAGGGCAUCCAGCACUACAUUAUAUUAUCGAAUCGCUACAUGAAAGUUUCUGUCCUGUUGAUGAUGUGUGUCGUAUGAGAGUACCCGACGAUAUUCACCAACAGCUAGCUAAACUCGCCAAACCAGGUCAUUUUGUUCGCGCGUCUGAUUCAUCUUCAGCAAGAUCAUUAUCGGAAUCACGUCGCCCAUGUAGAUAUGGUCGAAAUUGUUACAACCAUGAUGCUGAUCAUCGCAAGAAUUUUGCACAUCCAGGUGACUCGAACUAUCAUGUACCAGGAGGCGCUUCGAGUCGUCCACUUGAAAAGCAGGAAUGUCGUUAUGGCGCGGAUUGUUAUCGGGUGGACGCUGAUCAUCUUAAUAAAUAUGCGCAUCCAAUCGAUUCAAGUCAUCAUUCAAUUUGUGGCAGCAGUCAUGGACAUUCAUCAAAGCCGAACUGUCGCUAUGGAGCUGCCUGUUACGACAACGAUCCUGAGCAUCGCAGACAGUAUACGCAUCCAACUGGUUCAAUUCAUCAUUCAAUUUGUGGCAGCAGUCAUGAAAAUUCUCCAAAGCCGCACUGUCGUUAUGGAGCUGCCUGUUACGAUAAAGACCCGGAACAUCGCUCUCAAUAUGCUCAUCCAAAUGGCUCGGUUAGCGCGCAUUGUGCAAAGACGAAGUGCUCAUACGGAGCUAACUGCACUAAAAUGAAAGAUCCAGAACACAUGGCGAAAUUUCGACAUUGA
Messenger RNA from Rotaria sordida, 1191 nucleotides. NCBI's taxonomy places the organism in Eukaryota, Metazoa, Rotifera, Eurotatoria, Philodinida, Philodinidae. The record is from the annotation of a GenBank genome assembly.